AUGGCCUCCACACGUCCAUCCCAAAAAACGACAUCAUCAUCCGACACAGACUUCACAACAUUUACCGAUACCGGUGAAUCACUAACCAGCACUCCUUCUCAAAAUAUAGUAAACCUCGCUGAUCCACACGCCACUCAACAGCCAUCGGAAGACACCGGUGAUCACCACCCUAACAACGCCAAAGAUAUCAAAAAACAGUAUCAAAUACAACAAAAUGUUGUACCUGAUGUCGCCGCGGAAAUGGAACGCUGGUACGCCAUGACAGAUAGAUAUGGAUUCUUGGAAGACGAAAAAAGCGAGCUCAACGAGAAGUACUACUUGUUUAGACAAAAGGCAAAAGAAGUUGAGCGAUCCGAAAAGUGGGCCCACAUGGCCAUAGCCGUUAAUGCAGAAGGCAUACACGGUUUUCAUUGGUCAAAUAAGUUCAUUCAAAGAGUCUACAAAGGUAUUCCUGACUGUUGGCGGAGGGACGCAUGGUACUUUCUUUGCACGGAUGGGUUUCAAACGGCUAAAGAUGACAAAAAACUCCUCGAAACGUAUGCGCACUUGCUGUCAAAAAGUACUCCUCACGAACGGCAAAUUGAUCUGGAUAUUCCCCGGACGUUGCAUGGUCAUAUCAUGUUUCGAGAACGAUAUGGUUCAGGUCAACGAGCGCUCUUUAAUGUGUUGCGAGCCUUUGCUGUAUAUGACGAAGAAGUAGGUUAUUGCCAAGGAAUGACAAAUAUCGCCGCCAUAUUGCUCAUGUAUUACGAAGAAGAGGUACAAACUUUAUGA
Radiomyces spectabilis is the source of this 774-nucleotide messenger RNA. RefSeq names its product rab-GTPase-TBC domain-containing protein. The record is from RefSeq and is a predicted model, not a curated record. Bases 1 to 774 code for a protein of 257 amino acids. The transcript is spliced from 7 exons. NCBI's taxonomy places the organism in Eukaryota, Fungi, Mucoromycota, Mucoromycetes, Mucorales, Radiomycetaceae.